Raphanus sativus (radish) is the source of this 831-nucleotide messenger RNA. RefSeq lists its product as uncharacterized. The record is from RefSeq and is a predicted model, not a curated record. Bases 80 to 574 code for a protein of 164 amino acids. The transcript is spliced from 5 exons. Lineage: Eukaryota; Viridiplantae; Streptophyta; Magnoliopsida; Brassicales; Brassicaceae.
CAUAGCUUCCACCGAGAAAGAUUGUUCCUGUCUCCGACGACAAACCAGACCUACGUGCGACAGAUAGAGGGAGAGAAAAAUGGGUUUCUUCUCGUUUCUCGGAAGAGUUCUCUUCGCUUCUCUAUUCAUCCUCUCCGCUUGGCAAAUGUUCAGUGACUUUGGAUCUGACGGUGGUCCAGCAGCUAAAGAGUUGGCUCCAAAGCUUCACCUGACCAAAGCACAUCUCUCUUCCAGAUUAGGAGUAGCAUUUCCCGACAUUGAGGUGAAACAAGUCGUAUGGGCAAUUGUUGCUCUGAAAGGACUCGGAGGCUUACUCUUUGUUGUUGGCAACGUCUUUGGUGCCUAUCUUCUGGCUUUCUACUUGGUGGUCGUUAGCCCCAUCUUAUAUGAUUUCUACAACUAUGGACCUCAGGACCGCGAGUUCUCUCUUCUCUUUACUGAGUUCUUGCAGAGCGUUGCGCUUCUUGGGGCAUUGCUGUUUUUUAUCGGAAUGAAGAAUGCAACGACAACCUCCUCCUCCUCCUCCUCCCAGAGGAACCUGAAGAAGAGGAUACCCAAGCCUAAAGCUGCUUAGAGCUCUUCUUCUGGUCUCUUCCGCACAAAUGUGUUGAGGCUUUUAGAACAACAGCUUCUGAUGUCUUCAAAAGCUCUGCCUUCUGUUUUUUUCUUCCCUUACAACUUUUGCUUCUUUUUCUACUGUGGGAUUCUAGAGUUAGCCACAUUUUGUAAUUUCUCUUCUGGCUUUUAUUUUAUUUUGGAAUCUAAGAGUUUUCUUUUGUUAGAGGAUCAUACAAUUCUCUCUUUUUUUAAUAUUAAUUUUGGUUCAUCUGU